This is a messenger RNA of Malaya genurostris, 1250 nucleotides long. Its product is annotated as zinc metalloproteinase nas-4-like. Gene Ontology annotation, molecular function: metalloendopeptidase activity; zinc ion binding. The transcript has 6 exons. The record is from RefSeq and is a predicted model, not a curated record. NCBI's taxonomy places the organism in Eukaryota, Metazoa, Arthropoda, Insecta, Diptera, Culicidae. The coding region runs from base 1 to 1167 and encodes 388 amino acids. Gene Ontology annotation, biological process: proteolysis.
AUGCGUGACAGUGCAAGUGAAUGUAAAAGAAGCAUAUCAGUUCUAUUCGUAUUCACGCCCUCCGUGUUUCCCAAACUUAUUAAACAAGCGCUGCUUGGUGCUACAAAGCAACUCCAAUCCGAUCCCGUAUUUUCAAUCGAUCAGUGUCUGUUCAAAAUGUUACACGUCAGGAAUUUGACGAUUGUCGUCGUCGUCGUUUGCGUAAUCUUCCUGGGCUCGUUGGAAGCCAAAUCAACCCAAAGGCCCAAAGUUCCACCGACGAAAUCAUCGAAAGCGGAUACUGCCUUCACCAAACCCGAUCCGAAAGCCGGUGCCAAUGUGACCCGUUGGUACGAACAGGGACUUCCGGGGCUACCUAUCGAGCACCAGUCGUACUACCAGUUCGAUGUGAUGCUUCCGGAUCAGCGUCAGGCCAACUCGCUGCCGACUGCGACCUACCAGAGCCGGCUGUGGCCCGGCGGAAUUGUUCCGUACGUGUUCGGCGAUGAGUUUACCGAACUGGAGCUGUUCCUGUUCAGUCACGCUAUCUGGCAGUUCAAUACGCAAACGUGCGUUCGUUAUGUACCGCGAACCAAUCAGCCUUACUUCGUCACACUGGAACGGAAAGGAACCGGAUGUUGGUCGUACACGGGCCGUUACACCAACAACAAAUGGAACAAGAUAAAUCUGCAACCGCACUGUUUCUCCCAAGGGCCGGGAAUGGUCAUCCACGAGAUGAUGCAUGCCGUCGGUUUCCAUCACGAAUUCAUUCGGCCCGAUCGGGACGAGUACAUCUGGGUGAACAAAAGUGCGACCUUCAGCUGGCCGGCAGUGCAGAGUAACUUUGCCGUCAAAUCGCCUGCCGAAUCCGAAGUUUAUGGUACUUCGUUCGACUACGGCAGUGUGAUGAUGUACUCGAGAUUUGCCGCCGCUGGUGGCAUGGAUCCGACAAUGGUCAAUCUGAAACCAUGGGACUACGAUUUCGGCAACCGCACGGGCUUCAGCUACAAAGAUCUUAUUAGACUGAACUACAUGUACUGCAACGGUACCCAGUGGGACAUCGCCGUCCGUAAGCCCUUCGAGCUACCCAUUCCGCUGGAAAAAGGAGCAACAUCGGUUCCGGAACGUCCAACACCGCCGGCCGUCAUUCCGAAUGAGGAGGCUACUCUCGGAGAUCUUGUGUAUUAAACCUGACUUUCAUCAGGAGCUUCGAAGUUCGUACUUCGAACGAUUGUAAUUGUACGCCAAUAAAAUUAAAGGAAUGCCACAAA